AUGGCCCACCGAUACGUAGACACAGAUGACGUAACUCCCCCUCCCGCGAAGAGAACCCGGUUCGAUAACGUAGAAGAUCCUACAACCCCCGACGAUCUUGACUUCGAUUUCUACGACACCUCUGCUGCACCUUCGCUGCCGCAAACACCGCAAAACAUGGCGCCAACUAAGCUUGAGCCCGCCACAGAUUCCAGGCCAUUCGGCGGCAUACCAGGUCUGGGACUCUUGGGAUCUACUCAACAACCCGUGCAAGCGUCUCAGAAAGCCAACCCAAGUGGAGGCCAUACAACCGACGAGACGAAAGAACAGCAUGAAGUAUUGCCGCAUAGCCUGCCGUCCCUACAUUCGAGUGGCCUGAUCGAUGGGGCUCGCCCAAACGCAAACACCGAAGCAGAAACUACCAACGGCGAGAGGUCGCAUGAUGCCGCGAUCAAGCAGGAGGCAGCUUCACAUCUCGCGUAUGCUCGAGCGGUUUUUGCUGAGUCGCAGCAACACCGCUCUGCCCAGCCCUCAGCACCUGCUGUUGGCCUCGAGCACGCCGAAGAGGAGAUAAACGACAAGACAAGCCCGGAGAUUGCGAAGGGGGAAAUCAUCACCGAAGCCGAAGCGGCAGUCCGGGGUUCCGGCUCUUUACCCUCCAGUGUCGCCACCGUCGCUGAAAGUGAGCUUCCUGGUAAGUCGGUCGCGGCGCCAGAAGCACAGCAGACUGUAGAUACACCAAUCAUUGCAGACGAAUCUCCGAGAUCAUUGCACAAAAGUGCUCCAGUCUCCGACCCAGCAGUCUCAGUUGCGGGUAUUUCUACGGCUGCGGAACCUCAUAACAUUGAUGAAGACUUCCUAAAAGUGGGCGAAGCGAACAAAAGCGACGCCAACGCGGAGUGGCAGCUUGACUCGUCAGACGAUUCUUCCGAUUCCUCUAGCGAUUCGUCGUCUGAUAGCAGCAGCGACGAUGAGGACGAUGAUGAGGAUGAGGCGCAGCUUCUGACUGCUGAAGAGCAGGCGCGGAUAUUGAUGGCGGAGGAUUACGAUGAGGACGGUGGUAGCCACGGACAAGAGAUUCCGCGUACGAAGAACGAGGUGUUGCAGCUGAAGUUCGAGAAACCCGAUGUGAUAGUAACACCGGAUAUGAAGGUCGUCGAGCUUGGCCAUGUGGAGCAAAUCAGUCACGAUCCGCAAGCUUCUAUAAUUCUCAUUAAGGCAAAGACGACCGGCGAAUACCGUGUUCUCGAUUCUGGCUCAGUGCUCUGUCUCGAAGACCGAUCAGUCAUCGGAGCAGUGGCGGACGUUAUCGCGCAGGUCCAUCAACCGCGGUAUUUCGUUAACUUCAACAACCCUACUGAGAUUGAGGCGGCCGGUAUCACAAAAGCAACUACAGUUUUCUAUGUUGAGCAGCACUCUACAUAUGUUUUCACCCAAGCCUUGAGAGGCAUAAAGGGUUCCGAUGCUUCCAACAUGCAUGAUGAGGAGCCUGCGGCGCACGAGAUCGAGUUUUCUGAUGAUGAGGCCGAAGCUGAAUACAAACGGCAGCUGAAAAACAACAAGGAAGAGAGGAAAGCCAUGCGCGAUGAACGUAGGGGAAGCGCCGCCAUGCCGGCCCAUCUGAAGAGGUAA
This is a messenger RNA of Coniosporium apollinis CBS 100218, 1611 nucleotides long. RefSeq lists its product as uncharacterized. The transcript is spliced from 2 exons. The record is from RefSeq and is a predicted model, not a curated record. Gene Ontology annotation, cellular component: sno(s)RNA-containing ribonucleoprotein complex. Gene Ontology annotation, biological process: ribosome biogenesis; pseudouridine synthesis; box H/ACA snoRNP assembly. Gene Ontology annotation, molecular function: RNA binding. NCBI's taxonomy places the organism in Eukaryota, Fungi, Ascomycota, Dothideomycetes. Bases 1 to 1611 code for a protein of 536 amino acids.